UGCUCUACUACAAAAAUAAUCGAUACAUUGGCAUCGAAGCAAGCGUCGCUGCGCACUUCAAGUAUUUAAAUUGGAGCGGAAAUUUUUUGUAGCAAAAUUAUAUUAAAAUAACUACAAAUAACUGAAAACUAUGGAGCAUAACAUGUUUCAAGAUCCGACACUGGAGCGCCACUUCACCGGACACAGCGGUGCCAUAACACAGUUGCGGUUCAGCCCCGAUGGCCAACAAAUCGCAACUAGUUCCAUGGAUACCACAGUUAUUUUGUGGAACCUCAAGCAGGCAGCGCGUUGCAUUCGAUUUGCCUCGCACUCUGAGCCCGUUUAUGGAGUGAGCUGGUCGCCCAAGGGCAAUUUCAUGGCCUCCUGUAGCCAAGACCGCACCGUCAAGAUCUGGGAGCCCAAGGUACGCGGUGUCUCGGCCGAGUUUCUCGCUCACGGCAAGCCGGUGCGCAGCGUGGACUUUGAUCCCACUGGGCAGCUCCUGUUGACCGCCUCCGAUGACAAAUCGGCAAAACUGUGGCGCGUAUCACGACGUCAGUUCAUCUCGUCGUUUACUCAGCAGACCAAUUGGGUGCGUGCUGCCAAGUUCAGUCCCAAUGGCAAACUCAUGGCCACCGUCAGCGAUGACAAAUCUCUACGCAUCUAUGACCUGACCACUGGCGAGUGUGUGCGCACCUUUACCGAGGAGCGUGCUUCGCCCCGUCAGCUAGCUUGGCAUCCUUGGGGCAACAUGGUAGCCGUUGCCCUCGGCUGCAAUCGCAUCAAGGUCUUCGAUGUGGUCAAUAGCCAGCUAUUGCAGCUGUAUGUCGUACACUCGGCACCUGUCAAUGACCUGGCUUUCCAUCCAAGUGGCAACUUCCUCUUGUCGGGCAGCGAUGACAAAACUAUACGCAUAUUGGAUCUGCUGGAGGGCAGGCCCAUCUAUACGCUGACUGGACACACAGAUGCAGUGAAUGCCGUCGCAUUUGAUCAUAACGGCAAUAAGUUUGCCACAGCAGGCAGCGAUCGCCAGCUCUUCAUUUGGCAAUCCAAUUUGCACACCUAUGAUGCUUCACAGUUCGAUGAGAAGUCCAUGGCAACAUCGGCCGCCGACACCAGUGGUGCCUCCAGAACUAGCUUCGAUGCUGUCUCAAAGACCAGCAAUGAUUUGAGCAUUCGCAUUGAUCCGCGCGAAUCGGCUGCCUAUCGAGCACUCGACGAGCACUUCAAGGUGGUUGAAAGUGAACACUCGAAGCAGCCGCAAUCACCAAUGAGCUACCUCUCCAAUGCGACCAGUCCCAAAUUUCGCGAUCAUGCGAAAGUUCCGGGCCUGGAGCAAAAGCUAAAUACAAAAUAUAAAAAUACUCCAUUUUUUAAGUAAUAGAGCUCUAAGCAAAACACACAGCUGCAUCGUCACAUAGCAAAAA
Drosophila navojoa is the source of this 1406-nucleotide messenger RNA. It is a transcript of the gene Poc1, whose product is annotated as Proteome of centrioles 1. Gene Ontology annotation, biological process: cilium assembly. The record is from RefSeq and is a predicted model, not a curated record. Lineage: Eukaryota; Metazoa; Arthropoda; Insecta; Diptera; Drosophilidae. Gene Ontology annotation, molecular function: protein binding. Gene Ontology annotation, cellular component: ciliary basal body; centriole.